AUGCUGGGCAAUGGAUUUGCCCACCAGGAAAGUCAAACCUCCUCCUUUGCUGCGACCGCAGUCGCGGCGGAUGAUCUUAUAGUCGGCACAGGAAGGGACCUUGGUGGAGUUAGUCCACUUUGUCUCUUGGAUAGCCGCUACAGCUUUGCUCUGCGAACGCCUGAAGGCCAGGAGCUGGUCAAGCUGGUGUUAGGGAGAGCCUAA
Dibothriocephalus latus is the source of this 204-nucleotide messenger RNA. NCBI's taxonomy places the organism in Eukaryota, Metazoa, Platyhelminthes, Cestoda, Diphyllobothriidea, Diphyllobothriidae. The record is from the annotation of a GenBank genome assembly.